This is a messenger RNA of Sordaria macrospora k-hell, 588 nucleotides long. RefSeq lists its product as uncharacterized. The record is from RefSeq and is a predicted model, not a curated record. Lineage: Eukaryota; Fungi; Ascomycota; Sordariomycetes; Sordariales; Sordariaceae.
AUGCUCUCCCUCAAGCUGGCCGCCUGUGCUGCCCUCGCGGCGACUCUCACCCUCGCCGCCCCAGUCUCCACGACCGCCACAUCCAUCUCCACCUCCACCUCCACAGAAGACAUCAAUGUCAAGCCCUUCAGCUUCUCCAAAUGGGUAGACGACAUUCUCGACCCCAACGUCGUCGCCCUCACCCCCGAGCAAGCCCUCGAAGCUUACUACGAGAGCAUCAAUGACACCACUAUCAGCAGCCCCGAGCUAGCAAAGAGGGCGGGCGCAACCUGCGAAACCGACAACUCCAAGCGCGUGCCCGUCUCUGACGCCGUUUGGCUAGUCAACACCCUGGCCGCGGGCGGACAGUCGCCCGUGCAGGUCCCUAUCCCCUUCAUCUCCAAAGCUGUGUUGUACAGCCCGAGCAAGAGGUCGAGCGUUAUCGGGCAGAAGAACGGUAACCUUUGGGUUACCGAGCCGUCCGAGUAUUGGGCGAGGGCUGGGGGGCUUAUUAUGGACGCCUGCACUUGGGGUGACAAGAGCGGUGGCAAGAUCUUGAUGCCUGCCAAUCAGGCGAUCACCGUUUUGCUGUAUGGCCAGGGGUACUAG